Ahaetulla prasina is the source of this 6904-nucleotide messenger RNA. It is a transcript of the gene CNTN1, whose product is annotated as contactin 1. Gene Ontology annotation, biological process: brain development; cell-cell adhesion. Gene Ontology annotation, molecular function: cell-cell adhesion mediator activity. The record is from RefSeq and is a predicted model, not a curated record. Bases 211 to 3306 code for a protein of 1031 amino acids. Lineage: Eukaryota; Metazoa; Chordata; Lepidosauria; Squamata; Colubridae. The transcript is spliced from 25 exons.
CAAGGCAGUGGGGAGGACGCGUUGGGCUGGAGAAGGCGGGCUGGGCAGGCGUACGGGUAGGGCAUUCCCAGGUGCUUGCGGCUGAAGCGGGAAAUCUUCAGCUGACAGCCCAGCUGUGCGCAUCCAUCCCUCUGCCAGUAGCUGCCACCGCACAGCUGAAUUCCAUUAUUUGAAGUUCAGACAUUCUUGGGAAUCAGCAUUCCUGUGAACAUGAAGUUGAGGGCUUCAACCAAUUAUUUUGUUUCCUUUUUUCCAUUUUUUUAUCUGGCAGGCCUGAAAUACUCAACUGCUAUUGGAAGUAAUGUUCGUGACAUGAUACAUGGAAUCACAGUUCACGUACGAGAUGAACUAAAAGGUUAUGGACCAAUUUUUGAAGAGCAACCCAUUGAUACGGUAUACCCAGAAGAGUCUCCAGAUGCAAAAGUGUCAAUGAACUGCAGAGCCAGAGGAAUCCCUACACCUACUUACAAGUGGCAACGUAACAACUGGGAUGUUGAUAUUAAACUGACAAAAGAACAUUAUAGUAUGGUAGGAGGUAACCUGGAAAUCAAUAAUCCUGAGAAGUCAAGGGAUGAAGGAACGUAUGUUUGCAUAGCAUACAAUAUACAUGGAACUAUAAGGAGCCGGGAAGCAACUUUAAACUUUGGUUAUUUAUAUCCUUUUCCUCCGGAAGAGAGACAUGCAGUAAAAGUACGAGAAGGUGUAGGUGCUGUUCUUCUCUGUGAUCCCCCAUCUCAUUAUCCAGAUGAUCUAAGUUAUCGCUGGUUUCUGAAUGAUUUCCCAGAAUUCAUUACUUUGGAUAAACGGCGAUAUGUGUCACAAACAAAUGGUAAUCUUUACAUUGCCAAAGUUGAACCUUCUGAUAAAGGCAACUAUUCAUGCUGUGUGACUAGUAAUUCAAUUACUAAGAGUGUAUUCAGCAGUUUCAUUUCACUUAUUCCUCAAGCAGAUCGGUCAAAAGGCUAUGUGCCAGAUAUCAGAGUGAAGUUCAAAGAUACAUAUGCACUUUUAGGACAAAAUGUGACACUAGAAUGCUUUGCGCUUGGAAACCCUGUUCCUGAACUUAGAUGGAGUAAAUAUCUUGAACCAAUGCCAAGCAGUGCAGAUAUAAGCUUGUCUGGUGCAGUUCUAAAGAUCUUCAAUAUUCAGUUUGAAGAUGAAGGAAUAUAUGAAUGUGAGGCUGAAAAUUACAGAGGAAAGGAUAAACAUUCAGCAAAAGUGUAUGUUCAAGCAUAUCCAGAAUGGGUGGAACAUAUUAAUGAUACUGAAAGAGAUAUUGGCAGUGAAUUCCAUUGGCCAUGUAUAGCUGCAGGCAAGCCUAUUCCAACAAUCCGGUGGCUGAGAAACGGAUUACCGUAUUGGAAAGGAGAAUUGAGAUUUUCUAGCCUGAAGCUUGAAGAUUCAGGCAUGUAUCAAUGUGUAGCAGAAAAUAUACAUGGAAUGAUUUAUUCAAAUGCUGAAUUAAAAGUUAUUGUUUUACCUCCAACCUUUGAAUUCUACCCAAUGAAGAAAGAGGUUUUGGCUGCAAAAGGAGGACAGGCUAUAAUUGAGUGCAAGCCUAGAGCAGCUCCUAAACCAAAAAUUAUCUGGAGUAGAGGGACAGAAAUUCUUAGAAACUCAACCAGGAUACGUAUAUGGUAUGAUGGCAGCCUAGAAAUUAUUAAUGUUACAGCAGUAGAUGCAGGCAAUUACACCUGUUUUGUGGAAAACAACAAAGGAAAAGCUAAUAGUUCUUCUGCUCUUAUAGUCACAGCUGCAACAAGGAUAACAUUAGCACCGACUAACGUUGAUGUCAUUGUUGGAUUGAAUGCUACCAUGCAAUGUCUUGCAUCCCAUGAUCCUUCUUUAGACCUGACUUUUAUUUGGCUCUUAAAUGGAUAUCCAGUAAAUGUUGAUAAAGAGAGUGAUUAUUAUGAAAGAUCUAUCAUGAUAAAAGACAAUGGUGAACUUAUUGUCAAGAAUGCCCAGUUGCGACACGCUGGAAGAUACACAUGUGUUGCUCAGACAAUUGUUGAUAAUGCCACAGCUUCAGCUGAUCUUGUUGUGAGAGGUCCCCCAGGACCCCCUGGUGGACUCAAAGUAGAAGACAUUAAAAAUACAUCUGUAAUUCUUACAUGGAGCCGUGGGAUAGAAAAUCAUAGUCCUAUAUCAAAUUACACUAUUCAGUCAAGGACUUUUCUGUCCGAGUAUUGGAAAGACAUGAAAACAGAUCCUUCCAUUGUUGAUGGAAAUGCGGAAUCAGCAAAAGUUAUUGAUUUAAUUCCAUGGAUGGAAUACGAAUUUCGUAUAAUGGCCACUAAUAUUUUAGGGACAGGAGAUCCUAGUAUACCAUCACAGAAAAUUAGAACAGAAGGAUCUCCUCCAAAUGUGGCCCCUUCUGAGGUUGGAGGAGGAGGUGGAAGCAAUAGAGAAUUGACAAUAACAUGGGUGCCUUUGCCAAAAGAGUAUCACUUUGGUAAUAAUUUUGGAUAUGUGGUAGCUUUCAAGUCCUUUGAUCAAAAUGAUUGGAAAAGUGUUAUAGUUCCUCAACCUGAAAUUGGUCGGUAUGUCCAUAAAGAUGAAUCAAUGCUUCCUUCAUCAAAGUAUCAAGUAAAAGUGAAAGCAUUUAAUAACAAAGGGGAAGGACCUUUUAGUCUUACUGCUAUUAUCUAUUCGGCAGAAGAUGCUCCCACUGAAAGGCCUAGAAAUGUGAAAAUAAAAGUUCUGUCAUCCAUGGAAGUAUCUGUUUCCUGGGAGCACAUUUUCAACCCAGCUGUUACAGGGUAUGAGAUCAGUUACUGGUCCAGCAGUGAAAAAGAAUUAGCUGCAAGUAGAGUGCAAGUGAGCAGUCAGAAUUUUUCAGUAAUGUUAGAAAACCUGAAACCUUAUACAAAAUACUAUACAAAAGUGGCAGCUUUCAAUGCAGCUGGCAUUGGACCUUACACUUAUCCUUUGGAUUUUGUUACAGAAAAAGCACCUCCAAGGCAGCAACCAAGAAUUAUUAAUGCUGUAAGGUCCGGUUCAAAGUACAUCAUCACAUGGGAGCAUGUUAAGUCACAGUCCAACGAAUCUACUGUGAAAGGAUAUAAAGUACUCUAUAGACCAGAUGGUCAAUUUAAUGGCACACUCUUUAAGACCGGUAACCAUUAUAUAGAAGUUCCUGCACCUGUUAAAGGUCAGUACAUUGUUGAAGUUCGGGUCCACAGUGAAGGGGGAGACGGAGAAGUAGCUCACGUAAAAAUUCCAGGAGCUGCUGCUGGCAUAUUACCUAGCUGUCUUGGUUUAUUGUUGCCUGCCCUUGGUAUCCUUAUCUUUCUGAAAUUCUGAAUGUAUCUGAACAUGACCUCAGUUUAGUGCAAAGGACUGAAUCUACAAGAAAUUCUUCUUGUUUUCAAGUUCUUGAGGCAUUGUCCUAAGCCAAAUAAAUUACACUUCCAAGUAAAUUAUCUUCCUGACUUAACUAUGGAACUUCAAGGACUGAGAAACCUAGAAACUCCUUCAUCAAGCAACUCAAGUUUUGAAAGUUUGAGGAAUACUUUUUAACAUGUUCAAUUAUGCCUUAUGAAACACUUCUGCUGAUCUGCAACAGUUGCAUGAUUCGGUCCAAUGGGGCAAGUUACAGUGUAGUGUUAAAUCUAAUAAUGUAAGCUGUAUAGUAAAAAUAAAAUCACCACACAUAGGUGCUUUAACUUUCAUAAUAAAUUGUGAAAACAUAAUAGAGAUUGAAAAAUUGAUUGUAUGUGGUAUAUGUAGAAACAACUAAGUCUGUCCGUAUUAUCCUGUCUGUUUUGUGUACUGCGUUUUUUUUAAUGGCCCCUGUCAUUUAUGACUUUUCAGGUUUUUAAAGAUACAGUCAAAGCAAAAGCAUUGCACUCAUUUUACAGCUUUUGUAUUUGAAAUGAAUAAAUGGAUUGAAAACACUAGAAUGCAGGUUAAGGAGUAAAAGACUUUAUUUCUGGAUCCUUUAAUAAGUGUUAACAGCAAGGGAUUCCAGUACUUUAAUUAUAUAAUGGUAAUUUAACUCAACAUAUUGUUUUAAAUAAUGCAAAUCCAGUGGGAUUUAUUUCAAUCACAGAGAAGUUUAUUUUGCUGUAAAUGAUCUUAGUAGUGUGGGAAUCCCCCCCUCCCAGAAGAAUGAACUAUUUUGAGGAAUAUUAAAAAAGGCAGAAUAAAAUAUUUCCCCAAAAAAAGAAAUCUUAAGGGAGACAAAAACUCAGAGUCCCAGCUCCCUGCCCCCAAGCAGAUAUUGGGGAGGCAGCUUUUAGAAAUGCAGAUUUGGUAAUCGGUUGAAGACAGAAUAUUUUGAAAUUCCCUGCAGCAAAGUCUGAACAAAGACAGAGUGAUAGGAUUAGCCCUCACUCAAGAUCCAAAACAGGACAAAAGCCAUUAAGCCAAAAUAGGAAUUAUUGCAUAACCUCAGCAGUCCAAACUUCAACGAAACUUAGCUCAGACAAAAACCUAGGAUUUGUACUUUGUCUAUAACCCCUACAUGACCCCAUGGGAGUCUGACAAUAGCCAUUCUUAAACAGGAACAGGAAGCUCGAGUGCAAAGCCCAAGAGAAGUAUAAAAACCCCUCACUCUCAACUCCAUUUUGUCAGUUGCACUAGAACCACAAGCAUGUGGUCCUGUUCAUCAAUAAAUGGACCCUCUUUCCAAUCAGCCUCCAGCCUCCAUUUUGUCUCCAGUGCCUUUCUUCUGGAAUGGAACUGAACCAGAUGGAUAUUUCUUCCCACAAUAGCUAUAUAAACAAAUUUACUUUUAGUAUUUUAUCUAAAUGUAAUUGCUACAUUUGAGUAAGUUGACUUCUAUCCAAAUACAUAAUUUAGAUUUUAACAUUACAGACACCUUAUUUUACUCAUUUAUACACAUUAUAAAUAUGAUGGAAAUUUGAAACGUAAUUACCUGAUUGCAUAAAUAUUGAAAUGAAUAUAGUAUUUAAAAUAGUGUUUAAAAACCAAAGCAAAUACUGUAAUAACAAAUAAACAUGCAGUAAAAAGAAAACAUAUUAGCAGUUAACAAAAUCUAUCUGAAAGGAUUUUUCCCCCUCUGAGACACAUAUGGAGUUCUUUUAGUGAACGCCAACGUGGAGGAAAAUAAUUUGCAUUUUCCAAUAAAUUAACAUUGUUUUAUUUCCUAGAGUUGUAAAUAAGAGUUGUAAUGUCCUAAUCAAUUUUUCCAUAAUUAUCCCAAGAGAUAGAUUUAUUACAAUUCAAAAAUAGAGCUCAAUUAUUGUUUCCUUCAAGUAUGUUUUCAAAUUUAGGGUUCCCACAAAACAUAAAGAAUGUCUUUGUUCUGACUGUUUGUUCUAUGCCGUAUUUAAAUUUUUAAAAAAGGAAUACUUACUUCUUUCAGAAACUAUGGUGUAUUGAGAAUUUGAUAUGAAUUAAAAGAAAAAAACUGUUCAAGUUAUACUGAAUCAUCGGCUCAAGUAAUAGUGCAAAUGUCUGAUGCUUCCAGAAUUAUAAGCUUGGAGUCAUUAUUUUAUUAGCAGACCUUGCUAGCUGCUUUAGAAAUAGAAUUUAACUUUUUAGAACUGAUAUUGUAGAUGCCCAUAAUGAUACCGUCCAUGUGAAGCAAGAACCGAUCUGUCAGUACUUUACACUUGUUCUUUAAUUUGUAUGACUUUGUAUUAUAUAUUUACAUUUUAAAACUCUUCAUGCAAAAUAUCAAUAAUACUGUUUUACUUUUGUUACAGUUUUUACUUUUUUUAAAGGAUAAUUUCUUUUUAACUGAUGUUAGAAAAUUCAUAAAUGUUAUUCAUAAUUAUAUACUUAUUUGAAGAAACUAAAGUUCAUGCAUUAGAAACUAAUGUCUUUGGGAGUCUUCUAUAUAUUUUGAUUUGGUUCACUUUUAUGCAAGGUAUCUCAUGUUUUAUAUAACCUACAUUCACAAUUUUUGUUUUUUGUUUUUGUUUUUGUUUUUGCCAAAAUGCAUGUCUGCCUAUUGAAUUUCUAACACAUGAUAAAAAUAUCAAAAAUAGAUAUUUUUGCAUGAAUAACAUUUGAAAAAUGAAAGCAAAUGUAUUUAAUUUAAGCUGCAAUACACCUGAGCGAGAUUUCAUCGCUCAGACUAAUAAACUAAUCCCAGAUUUUCAUUGUUCUAUACAGCUGUACAGAUUUUACUGAAAUACUCAGCUACCAACAGUUGUUGGCACAACUAAUUAUAUACUGUAUCAUCUGGUUUACAGUAUAAGGUUCUUAAUUAAAGUUUAUAUAGAUACAUUGCUUGUUUCUUUGUAUUUCAGGCAAUAUUAUUACUGGUAUUUUAUACUGGUAAAUAUUAAAUUUUUAAAGUUACUUUUUAUCAUUUUCUUUACUAUUGAAUAGACCAGGACUAGACCAGGAGUAGUAACGGGAGCCGCUCGUGGCUCCCACGUAACAUCACUACUCCGUAGCCUGCACUGGCUUCCUGUGGUUUUUCGGGUGCGCUUCAAGAUCUUGGUUACCACCUUUAAAGCGCUCCAUGGCUUAGGACCCGGGUACUUACGGGACCGCCUGCUGUUACCUUUUGCCUCCCACCGACCCGUACGCUCUGACAGAGAGGGUCUCCUCAGGGUGCCGUCCGCCAAACAGUGUCGGCUGGUGGCCCCCAGGAGUAGGGCCUUCUCUGUGGGAGCAGCGACGCUCUGGAAUGAACUUCCCCCUGGCCUACGUCAAGUGCCUGAUCUUCGGACCUUCCGUCGUGAGCUUAAAACACACCUAUUUAUUCAAGCGGGACUGGCAUAACAGUGUUGAAUUUUAAUUUGGGGUUUAUUAAUAUUUUAAAAUUUUAAUAUCUAAAUUUUUAAUUUAUCAGCCUUUAAUCUGCUAUGUUUUAAAUAUUGUUUUAAUUGUAUAUAUGUUGUUUUAUCGUUGGCUGUACACCGCCCUGAGUCCUUCGGGAGAAGGGCGGUAUAAAAAUUUAAUAAAUAAUAAUAAUAAUAAU